Molecule: messenger RNA, 1628 nt
Organism: Anthonomus grandis grandis
Lineage: Eukaryota; Metazoa; Arthropoda; Insecta; Coleoptera; Curculionidae
Exons: 6
Coding region: 257-1351 (364 amino acids)
Source: RefSeq, a predicted model, not a curated record
AAAAAAAGGGUUUAUAUUAAAUUACCCGCUACACCUCAACAGGUUGAGGGAACUUCAUUUAAACGAGAAAUCAUCCUGCGUGAUAUGGGUUAAUCGUCUCUAUGGAAACUGUUUGUCAGAGCGUGAGAAAAAUUACGAGCCGAGACAGUAAAAACUCCCCCCAGUUAGUCCACUGAUUUAACCUAGUUAACAGUUUCGGACUUUUAUCUCUUAUAAAUUAUUAAAUCGAUGUAGAAACAAGGAAAACUAACUGAAAAUGUCGAACGAGGGAAGUGGAUCGCAAUCGGAAGAUUCCUCGAACAGUUCGUCCAGUCAAGUAUCCAGUUUUCACGAUGGGGUGGAUUUGACGCUGUUCGGUAGUUCGGAAGCGACUUUUGCACGUAGUGGUACCGUGGUACGUAGAGGAACCGCGCCGUUUAGGAAAGAUCGGGUCGAGUCAACUAGUAGUACUGAAGAUGAUGAAUGUACGCCGGCUGAAAAAUACCGAAGGGAACCCCAAUACCGACACAGUUUGGCAGCAAUAUCGGAAAGACGGAGUGCAAGGAAUUCGCUAUCGAACGAAUCCGGGAAAACUUACAGAGCUUGCCAGUCGAUGGAGGCCACCUCGGAACUUUCGGAAUAUUUGAAGCGAACUCUGGAACGAAAAAUGACACGCAACGUUUCGCCCGCCAGUUCGAGCUACCUAAGCUGGAUCGAGAGUGUCAAUAGUGAACAUUUUAGUAGCGCUAUAUCCUCGGAAUCUGGUCAAGACGCCGACAGUAAAGUGGGAGAGUGGAAUAACUUUUGGUUAAAUUACAGCACGGCCCGUCUAAGGCAUUUAUCGACUGAAGAAACUUUUGGUUCGGAAAUACGUUCGGAUCCAGAAGAGAAUUCGGACGAUCAUAAGAGCGAUGACAGUAAUCCAAAAGAUUCGACCGAUAAGAACUCUUUGGAAUGUGUAACGUUAACAAUAGAGGAGAUGCAAGAAACUAUAAGAUGUUCGCAAAGGAUAACAGAAAUCUUACAAACGGCACUGAGGAGGUCAGAUACGGAGGAGGGUUCGAAUGAAUCGUACUAUUCCCAACAGCACUCAAAUAAAAAUUCCGCGCCAUCAGACGAAGUACCAGCGAUCACGAUCCUAAACAAUCGGGAACGUUCUAUAUCCUGUGUCGAAACGCAACGUCAAAAAAUGAUGCUUAAACCAGCCGUACAACAGCAGUCUUCUAGUACUAGUUGCAUAGAUGCUAUUUUAAAUAAUAGCGUCACUGAUAUCUUUAGGAAAGUUAUUGCCAGAAGAAGAGAAGUCACUUCGUCUGAGACCGAUAAUCGGUCUGUAUCUAGGAGUAGUUUUUCGGAAUGGAGUGGACGAUAGAGUUAGAACUGUGUGAACAUUUAGAGAUGUUUAAUGUGCUCGAUUUUUAAUUAUAAUAUGGUGUAACUUUUGUGAGACAAAAAUAUUACUUGAAUAAGCAAUGUACAAUUCAUAUGCAUAACUUAAAUGUAUAUGAUACAGUUGUCGAUUAUGUUAUAAUUAAGAGUUUUAAAUACGGUAAGACAAAUAAAAAUAUUUAUAAUUUUUUUUUUAAAUAUUAAAUGACUGAUCGUUGCCUCCUGAGUUUGUAUUAAGUUUUAUACUAUAUUAAAUUAUG